CUUAAAACAAAUGUGCUAAGGAGUAUUUUUAUCCUUUUCUGUUUCACGUUUCGAUGUUUUUCUGUUCAAAGAGGUAUUAGAGUUAUAUUCUUUGAUUGUAGAAUGCACUGAGGAAGAUCGUCUUUUCGCUAUUCAUAUAGCAACCUUGAAAUUCAAAGAAAAAUAUCCAAAAGUUGAACAGCUUUGGAAUGCUGUGAAUUUGUAUUCUGCAGAAAAGGAACAUGUCAUAAUUAUAUAUAAUGAAAAUAAUGUCACGAUCACAGAAAACUCUAUAGAUGGCUAUAAAAUAAUUUGUGAUACUUCACUGAAGAAUGAAGAGUAUAAUAUAUCUGAAACUAUUAACAGAACAUACCAAACUAUAAAGUUUAAAAGUGAAAAAAUUUGCUCCAUUAAAACCAUGAUCAAGGAACAUUCACAGACUCUGUUUAAAUGUCAUGUUAAUCUGUCUGCAAUUAGUGCAUGUCCAUUUAAAAUAGAAGGAGGUAACCUAAUCCAAAAGUGGUGCAUAGUCCUCUACUGUUGUUGUAAAGGAUACAUUCCUCUCGGAGAGAAAGAAUUUCCCUCAUCACGUCAAGGGAUUCCAGUGGAUGUUAGGGAAGGUGUGUUUUCUUUUAGCAGUUUCCAUAAAUCCAAUGAUCGUCUACCAACAUCUGAUGAUGGCCAUUGGUAAAGAAAUAACAGUUGAAAAAACUAGACUCUCUUGUACUGCUGGUACGUUUGUAACAUUUACACAUAAUGGAGAGACAGUAAAAGGAAUUCUUACAUGUGCACAUGUUGCGUUUUCUAAGGAAGAAUUGCUUCAAAAUGUGGAUCUGCCAUGCCGCAACUUGCAAGUCAUCGACAAACAUAAGCUUACAAGCAUAGGAGAAGUUUGUGAAGCCAAAUUUCAACCUUCACAGAAAGUUGGUAUAGAUGCAGCACUGGUUAAAAUCGAUGAAGUAUUUCUACCCCAGUAUGGCCAGGUCGUUAAGGACAAAGACAAUUUCUUGAAGGAAAUAGGAUUUUCAGAGAUAUCUCCUCCAUGUUUCUGCAAUGCGCAGGAAGUACUUAAAGAUGAUUCUGGUAACUAUACAACAACGUCAGUUUUCAAAUUUGGUGCUUCUUCAGGUUUAACAUUAGGAGACAUAAGUUUUGAUGCAGCAGUUUGUCGCACGAGUAAUCUUGGGUUUUCGUUAAUGGAUAAAGAUCCUGUGGUUUUAAACGGACAACUGCAUAUUUUUCCAAGACAUCAGUGUGGCCCAGAUUUUUUCACUCAUGGGGACUCUGGCGCAAUUGUUUUUCAAAAAAAUGGAGAGGAGAUAGGUGCUGUGGGUCUAGCAAUCGGAAAGAUUAAUUUUGCCUGUGUGGUUACUGAUAUCCGAUCGAUUCUUAACGCAUUCAAAUACGCUGAUAUGAAACUACUUCAGUUUCAAUGUGAUGUAGACUCCGGAAUAUCCAUGACUGGACCUUUGAAUUCACCCCCAGCAUUUUCAGAGUCUCUUCUUACAAAGGUCUCGAACAUUAACAUCUCGUCAGAAAGUUGCCCACCACAAAGGAAAAGAUCUACUGACCAUGAACUUAUACCAAAUAAUACCAUCAAUGUGCAAACUCGCAGUGGGUUGAACAUUGAAGCAAUAAAUAGUCAACUAAAAUGGCAGAGAGAACAGGAAUGUUUUACAAUAACUUCUUCAAUACCACCCUCUAGUUCCAGGUUGUCUAUAAGAACACCCGAUGCAACGAGCAUACAUUCAGUUCAUAAUGGCGAGUUCGAACUGCGAACAGAAACUGAAAGUAUUCGGGUCAUCCACUGUAAUUAAAUUUUUUGCAAUGCCAUAUCAGUGUUUAAUAUAAAAUCAUAAGUAAUUUCAUAUUCAUGCAAUGUGAAUAGUGGAGUUUU
Molecule: messenger RNA, 1876 nt
Organism: Saccostrea cuccullata (small rock oyster)
Lineage: Eukaryota; Metazoa; Mollusca; Bivalvia; Ostreida; Ostreidae
Exons: 2
Coding region: 588-1796 (402 amino acids)
Source: RefSeq, a predicted model, not a curated record